This is a messenger RNA of Trypanosoma theileri, 636 nucleotides long. RefSeq lists its product as uncharacterized. The transcript has a single exon. NCBI's taxonomy places the organism in Eukaryota, Euglenozoa, Kinetoplastea, Trypanosomatida, Trypanosomatidae. The coding region runs from base 1 to 636 and encodes 211 amino acids. The record is from RefSeq and is a predicted model, not a curated record.
AUGAUGCUGUUAAGGAAAAGAACCCAGAUCUUCGCCUCACCGCUGUGGUGCAUUUGUCGUUGCUCUUCAACAAAAAGCGGCGGUGCUGAUAGUAAUAAUAAUAUCAGUAGCAGCAGUAAUAACAACAAGAGCAGCAGCGAAGACAAGUCACCUACAAAUAAUUCCAACUCAACUUCUCCUCCUUCAGAUGUAAGAAAAAAUAAUGAAUACAGCAUUCCUACUGCUGAUAUCCUUCGGGCGAUGAAGCAACGUGACUUUAACGCUAUUCAAACACACGCUGCUGAGAUUGUGCAUCAUAAAUGGAAAGAGGAGCACAGCAUCCCGGCACUCUGUUUACUUUUUUUCCUCUUAACAUGGUACUCUGUAUCAAGUGCAAGACGUCGUGUUGUGCGCUCUUGCAAGGCGACUGAGGCCAAGAUUAAAGAGGAGGCAGAACAGACACUUGAGCUGGUGGGAAGACUUGUUGGAAAGUGGCGAGAGGACGUUCAACGAGCUGACCAGCAGCUUCAGUUGAUUCUAGACAAAAAUGGUGAAUUAACCAAAGACAUUGACCGCAUGACAGCUGCCCUGCGUCAGUGCUAUAUCAACGCACCGAUCAAUAAAAAUAUACAGGCAAAGGAUAAUGGUCAGGAGUAG